AUGGUGUCUACGCCGCCUGAGAAGAAGUAUUUGGUAGAUAUUCCCGUUGUGGAGGAAUUUCCGGAUGUGUUUAUGGAAGACUUGCCUGGGCUACCCCCUAUGCAUACAAGCAAUAGAGCAAUUAGAAUAUUAAUGGGAUCUGAUGUUGCUGAGACUAAGAUUGGGAGCAUGGUGAAUGCUGCCUUGGUAAGCACUUUAACUAGCCUUGCAGCAAGUAAUACCGGCAUUAUUCCUCAUGAAGCAUCGGCAUAGUCGAUUGUGUUGGAGUUUGUGCUUCCUAUAACCAUUCCAUUGCUGUUGUUUAGAGCAGACCUACGCCAAUUGCUACAGUCCACUGGGACAUUGCUUUUGGCUUUCUUGCUUGGAUCAUUUGCAACUGUAGUAGGCACCAUUGUGGCAUUUCUGGUGGUGCCUAUGCGAUCACUUGGACAAGAUAUUUGGAAGAUAGCUGCUGCUCUCUUGGGUAGUUAUAUUGGUGGAUCUGUUAAUUAUGUUGCAAUAUCAGAGGCUCUUGGCGUUUCCUUGUCAGUUUUGUCUGCGGGAGUAGCUCCUGACAAUGUUAUUUGUGCCUUCUUAGAGGCUCUUGGCGUUUCCUCGUCAGUGUUGUUUGCAUUGGCAUCUAAAAUUCCUCCCGAGGCUUUAACGUUAAUCAAUGAUGAUACUACGGAUAUGGUGUCGGAUUCUGAGGGUAAGUUCCCUGUGCUACAAGCUGCAAUAGCUGUUGCUAUAUCCUUUCUGAUAUGCAAGACUUCAUCUUAUCUCACAAAGGUAUGCGGCAUUGAAGGAGGCAACCUUUAGGUAAUAACUGAUGUCAUUGUCAUCUUAGCAACCACUUUCCCAUCACAGUUUGGGUACCUUGCACCUACUGGUGAUAUUAUUGCCCUGGUUUUGAUGCCGGUAUUCUUUGCUGUGGUGGGUGCUAGUGGGAGCAUAUGGAAUGUCAUCAUUACAGCACCUAGUAUUUUCAUGUUUGCUUUAGUUCAAGUCACCGUUCAUCUUGUUGUGAUCCUUGGACUUGGAAAACUGUUUCGCCUUGAUUUGAAGCUAUUACUUUUGGCAUCGAAUACCAAUAUUGGAGGCCCUACAACAGCAUGUGGGAUGGCAACUGCCAAAGGAUGGGGAUCAUUGGUCGUUCCUGGAAUUCUCGCAGGCAUUUUUGGAAUUACGAUUGCUACUUUUCUUAGCAUUGGUUUUGUAUUGACGGUGUUGAAACAUAUGUAGAACCUGCAACUAUAUCAGAACCUCAGAACUUGACGAAUUCGUAUUUGCAUGCACCUACUUGUAUCAUGUACAUAGUUGCCAAAUGUGGCAGUGCCUUCAUAUAUAGUUUUCAUUUUGUCUUGGUACUGAAGCAUGCAAAUGAAUCACCCAGUUACAAAAUAUAUGUAUAAUUUAUAUGAAGGGCCAAGAAAUUAGAGGAAAAUAAAUAAACAAACAAAUAAAAAGGGCUCCAUAUUUAUCGGAGCCCAAAAGCGAGCACGUCUCUCUGUUGAGAUAUGUACACAUGAGUUAGCAAGUUUUCAUUUAUUAUAUAACACGUGUUGUAAUUAGUUUUCUGUAUAAAUAGGAUAGAAGUCAGUUUUGUAAGUAGUCAAUUCAUUUUAAUCAAAGUAGAGGGAACUUUCUCCUUUUGUGAACUUUCCUUUUUGCUCUUUAGGUUUUCUGUAUGAUAGUUUGGAACUAUCAUCUUUCUACAUGUCAUCAGUGAAAAUUGCAAUCCUGCAUUAAUGACGUCUUCUUCCUUGAAUCUCCUAUCAAUCCUAUGGAUAAUUCAUCCAGUCCUUUUCAUCUCAAUAAUGCAGAUAAUCCUGGCAUUGUGCUGGUUACGCAGCCGUUAACUGGAGAUAAUUACCAUGCUUGGUCUCGCUCCCUGCGAAUUGCUUUACGAUCUAAGCACAAGCUUGGUUUAAUUGAUGGAAGUAUUACGUUGCCAUCUAAUGUUUCUGAUCUAGCACAUAAUGCUUGGUUACGUUGUAAUGACAUGGUUUUCUCGUGGUUACUCAAUUCUGUAUACAAAGAGAUCGUAGCCAGUCGCAUCUAUAUCAACACAGCACGAGAACUCUGGUGUGAUUUACAACAACGCUAUUUGCAAACUAAUGUGCCUAGAAUUUUUCAGCUCCAGAAGGAGGAGAUCUGAUGCAAGAUGAUCUAUCUGUGAGUGCAUAUUCCACUCGAUUGAAGACUCUUUAGACGAAUUGAUGAAUUAUAUGUCUUUACCUUCUUGUAUCUCUUCAAGAAAUUGUAAUUGUGCAGUUUUAAAAGUUGUUCUUGAACAUCGGUAACGUGAAUAUGCGAUGCAUUUUUUGA
Carya illinoinensis is the source of this 2307-nucleotide messenger RNA. RefSeq lists its product as uncharacterized. NCBI's taxonomy places the organism in Eukaryota, Viridiplantae, Streptophyta, Magnoliopsida, Fagales, Juglandaceae. The record is from RefSeq and is a predicted model, not a curated record.